Molecule: messenger RNA, 983 nt
Organism: Triplophysa dalaica
Lineage: Eukaryota; Metazoa; Chordata; Actinopteri; Cypriniformes; Nemacheilidae
Gene: gsc
Product: goosecoid
Exons: 3
Coding region: 108-833 (241 amino acids)
Biological process (GO): regulation of transcription by RNA polymerase II
Cellular component (GO): nucleus
Molecular function (GO): DNA-binding transcription factor activity, RNA polymerase II-specific; RNA polymerase II cis-regulatory region sequence-specific DNA binding
Source: RefSeq, a predicted model, not a curated record
UUGAUAAUUCGCUCUAUGAGGAAAAGCUGUGAUCUUCAAGAGGACUACGAGAACAUUUUAGAAGCCUAUUUUUUCGACACCCAAUCUCAAACGUCUUCUAGUUUGUGAUGCCCGCUGGGAUGUUUAGUAUCGACAGCAUCUUGGCAGGGAGACCCAGCUGCAAGGACUCGGUUCUGCUCCAUCGGAAUGCUCCGGUUGUGUUCUCCAAUUUGACGGAAUCCUUGUACGCAGCAGCUGGCGAAUUUAACGGACUCUACUCUCACACGGCGCCGCCAGCUCCUAGUUUACAAUCGGUGACUGGAACCAGGAUAGGCUAUAACAACUACUAUUAUGGACAACUUCAUGUCCAAGGGCCGACUGGGCCAGCUUGCUGUAGCGCAAUACCAACCCUUGGUUCGCAGCAAUGCCCGUGUAUUCCUACAGGCUACGACAGUACCGGAUCAGUGCUUAUUUCUCCAGUGCCACAUCAAAUGAUGUCGUACAUGAACGUGGGAACGUUGUCUAGAACAGAACUGCAACUACUCAACCAGUUACACUGUCGGCGCAAGAGACGACACCGAACCAUCUUUACUGACGAGCAGCUGGAGGCCCUGGAGAACCUUUUUCAAGAAACAAAAUACCCUGACGUUGGCACCAGAGAGCAGUUGGCACGGAAGGUGCACCUACGUGAAGAGAAAGUAGAGGUUUGGUUCAAAAACAGACGAGCAAAAUGGAGAAGACAGAAAAGGUCAUCGUCAGAGGAAUCAGAAAACUCACAGAAAUGGAACAAAUCCACGAAAGCAACCACAGAGAAAGUUGAGGAGAGCAAAAGCGACGUGGAUUCAGACAGCUGAUAUAUAGAAAACGAGACCGGAAAAUCUUGCACAAAUACAAUUUGGACAUUUUGUAAAUAUUGUAAAGUACCAUGUGAGUAGGAGUAAAAUGUGUUGUCAUUCCGUUGCACAGAUGUAUAGUAAAUGUCACUUCUAACAAUGAUAUUGUUA